Colletotrichum spaethianum is the source of this 915-nucleotide messenger RNA. RefSeq lists its product as uncharacterized. NCBI's taxonomy places the organism in Eukaryota, Fungi, Ascomycota, Sordariomycetes, Glomerellales, Glomerellaceae. The coding region runs from base 1 to 915 and encodes 304 amino acids. The record is from RefSeq and is a predicted model, not a curated record. The transcript is spliced from 4 exons.
AUGGCGAUCCCCAGUACGGGCAUGGUUCUGCUCGUGGUGGGCGGAAUCCUGAUGUUUCUCAACACCUUCUUCGUCGCUCUCCGUCUCUAUACUCGGAUCGUCGUCGUGAGAUCCGUUCGAAUCAGCGAUGCGCUGCUUGUGCUUGCAUUGGGCGCUUUUGGAGCCCUCUACGGUCUCCUUGUUAUAGGAGUCAAGGGCGGCAUUGGCGGCAGCAUUCUCCAAGCCGGCCUUGCUGGCAUCGCAGUCUCUCUCAAAGUCAUCUUCUUCCUGGAGAUCAUCUACGUAGUCCUCACCUCCGCCAUGAAAGCGAGUAUCGCUCUUACGUUUAUCCGUCUCUCACGCUCGAAGUUCCUGAAUAUUCUUUUCUGGGCUUCCAUCGGCUUGGACGUACUCAUCAGCGCUGCCUUUAUCAUCUAUUUGCUUGUCCAAUGCAAACCGAUCGAUUAUGCAUGGAGGAUGCUGGAGGCAAAUGCCAAGGGCGAGUGCCUACCGCUUACAGGACAGCUGUACAUGGGCUACGCAUUGUCCAUUGUAACGGCGACUCUGGAUGCGCUGCUGAUGAUCUCGCCCUGGUUCAUGAUGCGAGGGCGAGGUCUGCACCCGAGACUGAAGCUUUGCAUUUACGGCCUCUUUGGGUUGGGAAUACUUGCAACCAUUGCCAACAUCAUCCGUCUCGUGGCGCUCGUCAAACUCAAGGGCUCCAGUGAUCAGCUCGCCCCUGUCUUUAACUGGUCUGCCAUCGAGGUCAGCAUUGGUAUCAUUAUCGCUGGACUGAUUGAACUCGGCCCGCUUGCCGCCAAGUUCGGAAUCGGGGGCUUCGAAAACUAUGCUAGCGAUGACGAUAGAUACCCGUUGACGAAGAAUACCCACGAAUCAAACUUCCAGGAGUACGAGAUGGAUUCGAGAAAGGUAUGA